Molecule: messenger RNA, 1510 nt
Organism: Dendrobium catenatum
Lineage: Eukaryota; Viridiplantae; Streptophyta; Magnoliopsida; Asparagales; Orchidaceae
Product: G-type lectin S-receptor-like serine/threonine-protein kinase SD2-5
Biological process (GO): protein phosphorylation
Molecular function (GO): ATP binding; protein kinase activity
Source: RefSeq, a predicted model, not a curated record
AAAAUAUCAGAACACAAUUUUAAUCUAAAAUGAUUAUAAAACCUGAGAUCUCAGAGUGGAAGAGGAGAAAGAGCAGAAUCACAAACUUGUAGAUCAAGAAAAAAAUAAACUCAGUAUCUCAUCAGAAAAGUCAUCAAAUUUCUUUCAGAUUUGGAGAUGGUGGCAAAGCGCUUACUCUUCUUCCUCGUUGUAAUCAUUUCCUUCAGCGUAGUCAUCUCCCUCUGCAUGAUCCUUACACAUUUUCAUAUAUCAUACUACCCUUUCGCUCUUGCUACUGGAUUUAUUUCGUCUUCCUAUUCUAUCUUUAUGAGCUGCAGAGCCUGUAAAAAGAAAAAAAAAAGGAGUGAAGAGCAAGAUGAUAUUUUAAACCUACCAAGGUUGCCCAAUAGAUUUUCUUUUAAGGAUUUGAAAAUUGCAACCGAAAACUUUGGCCAUAAGCUUGGACAAGGAGGAUUUGGGUCUGUGUUCGAGGGGAAGCUUGCCGAAAAUACCAAGGUUGCUGUAAAGAAGCUGGAAAUGGAAAUUGGACAGGGAAGGACAGAAUUCUUGGCAGAAGUGGAAACAAUUGGCAGCCAUCACAUCAAUGUUGUGAGGCUAAUUGGAUUUUGUGCAGAAAAAUCACAUAGACUUCUUGUUUUCGAGUUCAUGAAAAAUGGGUCUUUGGACAAAUGGUUCUUUGGCAAAACUCCUGAUACAGUUCUUGAUUGGCAAACAAAAGUAAAGAUCAUCAUUGACAUAGCAAAGGGCCUCUCAUAUCUCCACGAAGACUGCAGGCAGAGAAUUGCUCAUUUAGACAUCAAAACUCAGAACAUCCUUCUCGAUAAAAAUUUCAAUGCAAAGGUUGCAGAUUUCGGCCUUGCAAAGCUGAUUGAUCGUGAUCAACGUGAAUUAAAUACAAGAAUGAGAGGAGCGAUUGGGUAUUUAGCUCCUGAAUGGUUGACAUCUGCAAUCACCGAAAAGGCUGAUGUGUUCAGCUUCGGAAUUGUGGUCAUGGAAAUGGUGUGUGGAAGGAAGAAUUUGGAACAUUCUCAGCCUGAAGGUGGUGCACGUUUGAUUUCUCUUUUGCAGGAGAAAGUGAAGAUUGAUCGGCUCUUAGACAUGAUUGAUAGAAACAAAAUUGAUAUACAGUUGCAUGGAGAAAACGUUGUAGAGAUGAUGAGGCUUGCAAUAUGGUGUUUGCAGACUAACAGCUGUAAAAGGCCUUCCAUGUCAACGGUGGUUAAAGUUUUAGAGGGAAACUUGAGCAUGGAGACUGUUCUUGACUACAACUUCUUCACCUCUGCCACACUGAAUGCUAAUGAUCAUAUUUACAUAGCUAUUUCUAGUGAGAUAAAUAACUCCCAUCUUUCAGGACCCAGAUAAUAGCUUUGUUCUAGAACAGAUUAGUGAUGUUGGAUGAUAUUAUUGCAUUGCAUAAAGGCAUGUCCUAUAAUCAUGACUUGUAAAGAUAACUAUCAAUUUUAUUGUAACAGUUAUCAAUAGUUAAUCUUUUAGUAGCAAUCCUGGAAAA